AUCACGAUAGCCUACAACGUGGUGAACACAGUUCACAUAAGCUCUUUUGAUGGCUCGUGUGGAAUGUUGAGACGUUCACUAGAAUGUGACUGUGAUAGCUUCACGUGUUCCCCAAUAUCGCCAGGCAAAAGAGACAGAGAGACUCACUUUCCUUCCUUUCCUUCUUCUGCUUCGGUCCCUCAUGUCCACUGUUCCCUUCUGUGUGCGGCUAGCAGCAAGGCGAGGUGUUGUGAGCAUUUCUUCUCCAUUGCUGUUGCUGCUGCUGUUGCUGCUGCUGUUACUGCUGCCAUUUCAUUGGUUCUUAACCACUCCCCCUGUUCCUUUUUGUUCUUUCCACUUUGCAAGGCUGUACGAGAGAACAGCACAAAUGGGACCGGGAGACCAUCCCACGAUUGUGGAGACUGUUGGAAUAAAAUCGCUUCGAUGCACUGCAAAUGGCCUAGAUCGACCACGGGUCAGUGGGCCCCGGUGUUAGGAGCCUAAUUCACCUUAUGUCGCGUCC
This is a messenger RNA of Aspergillus uvarum CBS 121591, 502 nucleotides long. RefSeq lists its product as uncharacterized. The coding region runs from base 182 to 475 and encodes 97 amino acids. The transcript has a single exon. NCBI's taxonomy places the organism in Eukaryota, Fungi, Ascomycota, Eurotiomycetes, Eurotiales, Aspergillaceae. The record is from RefSeq and is a predicted model, not a curated record.